This is a messenger RNA of Betta splendens (Siamese fighting fish), 1780 nucleotides long. RefSeq lists its product as uncharacterized. Gene Ontology annotation, molecular function: nucleic acid binding. NCBI's taxonomy places the organism in Eukaryota, Metazoa, Chordata, Actinopteri, Anabantiformes, Osphronemidae. The record is from RefSeq and is a predicted model, not a curated record. Gene Ontology annotation, biological process: DNA integration. Bases 196 to 1497 code for a protein of 433 amino acids. The transcript has 8 exons.
GUACCGAUGAAAAAGAAGGAGAAGAAGAAACGAGAGCGCGUCGCACGUUCUACUGUUUCCUUGUUGUGAUGUUGCUGGUUAUUUGUCGUUAUAAGCCUUCCCUAUCACUGCUAUAACUAUGCCGAUUGAAAGUCACAUCAUUUAUGCUUGUCGAGACUUAUAAUUACUUAACUAAUUUGUAAAGAGUCAGCUGAAAUGUUAAGCGCGGAGUCGUUGCUAGUGGCUGAGGAGGAGGUGGUUGAGUCCAGCUCUAAUAAACUCGGUGAUAUUUACACUUUUGUGUCUAAAGGCUGCUUUCCUCAGACGAUGAAUCCUUUACGAAAGAAGAAUCUCAAAAGAUACGCCCAAAGAUUUAUAAUUGACGAGGGAAAGCUGUACUAUGUGGGACCCAAGAAAGAGGAGAAGAGGGAGGUGGUGAUUGAGGCUGAAAGGAAGAGGCAGAUUUUUCUGGACUGCCACUUUAAUGACAUUGGCCAUCACUUAGGCCAAAAGAAGACAGUCCACAGAAUUCAGAGCAAGUACUACUGGCUGGGCAUCAUCAAGGAUGUUGUGGACUGGAUUAAAGUUUGUGAAACGUGUCAGCGCACUGAGCGGAGCAAGAGCCUAGCAAGAAUGGUUCGGCCUAUUAAAGUGGAUGCACCUUGGGAUAUUAUUGGAAUUGACAUCAUAGGGCCUGUUGCAGAAACCCAGCAAGGCAAUGCUUAUGUCACCGUCAUUAUUGAUUAUUUCAGUAAAUGGCCAGAGGCUUUUCCACUGCAGAAGACAGAUGCUCUGUCUGUUACAAGAUGCAUCUCCAAAUGCAUAUACAAAUUUGGUGCCCCCAAAUCAAUAGUUUGCACACAGAAUGCUGACUUCUGUGAUGAGGUGACCAGGCUGCUGCGUGACAGGUGGAGUAUUGUGCAGAAGAUUUCUUCUGUGGAUCAGCUGCAGCUCAACCCGCUCCAUGACUGCACGGGUCCUUUACUGAAAGAGGCCAUUGUGCAAAUGAUAGCGGAGAAGCAAGCUGAAUGGGAUGACUUUCUAGAACCUGUGCUUUUUCUCUUCCGAACAUCCACCAACCCUACGACCAAGUUCACCCCUUAUUCCCUCAUGUUCAACAGGAAAGCUAAUUUACCAAACGAGACUAUGCUAAGCCCACUGAAUUAUGACGACCAGGGGCAGGACAUGUAUUCCACAAAGGAGAAAGCCACAGCUUGUAUGAGCAUAAUGCAAGAGCAGCAGAACUCUGUUAAGCAGCUGGUGCUAGCCAACAUGAACGCAGCAUACAAGCAAGAGAAGAAGAGGAACAUCAAAUGCAGGAGGCAUAAAAGACCCUUUACGACCUUUAAUAUUGCAGAUCCACUGUUCAGCACAGGGGACUCACCUUCCUCUAAAAAAAUGAAAGACAGCUUAUAUUUGUCCUUUCCUGUUGAGACUGUGCUGGCCACUGAACAUAGAAGCUCAGACGAAACAAAGACUGCAUUAGGGUAUCAGUUGGCUGAGUCUGAUGUCCACUGAUGAGAACAGACUGAAAAUAACUGCUGAGAAGACACUUUAGUGGAGGGUGACUGCUUGUUGUUAUACUGUAUGAGCUGCCUGAGCAGGCUUUGGGCAGCGGAUGGAAAUUCCAGUCUGAGAUGACUUCUGCUGCCAGGACUCAGUCAAUUGAAGCCACUGCAGAGUCAUAUUUCAUGUGUAGAUUCUUGUUCUGGAAACUGAAUCCACCUGGUUAAAGUUACAUCAGUUAUACAGUUGAUUUUGAGACACAGUUCUUUAAAAUAAAGGUAUUGCUUAAUUUGAA